Molecule: messenger RNA, 6308 nt
Organism: Papilio polytes (common Mormon)
Lineage: Eukaryota; Metazoa; Arthropoda; Insecta; Lepidoptera; Papilionidae
Gene: SCAP
Product: sterol regulatory element-binding protein cleavage-activating protein
Exons: 22
Coding region: 259-4395 (1378 amino acids)
Biological process (GO): SREBP signaling pathway
Cellular component (GO): Golgi membrane; endoplasmic reticulum membrane
Molecular function (GO): protein binding; sterol binding
Source: RefSeq, a predicted model, not a curated record
UCUGUCAACAUUGCGUGGUUGGUUUGAUGACUGAUGUAAUAGUGAAUAACAGCGGUAUGUUGAUACAUAAUGUUUUAUACCGUAUUAACCGUAAUUAAUACUUCGAGACAUGUACGAGGUAGUAUGUCUAAUGUCGGUUAAAAAUACUUUGUGUAACUUUAUUCUGUAAAAUUCGUGCUGUGAACUUAAGUGCAAUGGGUUCGUGAUUUACUUCAAUUAAACACGCAAUUUAGAAAAUAUAUAUACACUACAAUAACUAUGGCAGGAGCAACCCUACCCGAAAGAGUAGCUCAAAUAUAUUAUACUUAUGGUUUGUUCUGUUCGUCUUAUCCUGUUACUGCGAUAACCAUCGCCAUCUCCGUUGUUUUAUUGUGCUGUUAUCCGCUACUGAAUGUGCCUUUACCAGGAAACAUACCUACAGUGGUCAAUUUACCUCUACAUGACGAUACUCAAAACCCAAUUAACUGCCACAGUAAAAAUUGUCACUAUGCUGAUAUUUUGGAAAUAGGCCGUGUGCAUAAUGAGACGCAGAAACUACCUUACUUAUGGACAAAAGACAAACCAUUAUUCUAUGUACAGCAAAUUAUACUAAAAACAGGUGUCUCACCUUGGAAUAAUAAUUUAAGAAUGUGGGAUGCAUUUAGAGGUCCACUGCAAGAAGUAUUUCGAUUAUUAGAAACAAUUCGCAACCACGAAGAUGUUGAAACCAAAGGUUCUCUGUUACAACAUUGCUAUCAAAUUGAAGGAAUAAAACGACGUGAGAGUAAAGCAAGCAUGGAACGAGUAAUGCCAGAAUACAGCUGUUUGUUGCUAUCACCUGCUAAUUUAUGGCAACAAAAUCUACAAACAUUUUCACUUGAUGCUAAUAUAAUCAACACUAUAUACAAUUAUCAGAAUCUCCAAAAAGGUAAAACAUCGAUCGCUGAAAUGGCUUUUGGUAUGCACCUCCGAGAUACUGGCGUCAAACGAUAUCCCUUAAGAACCCGCCCUCGCGUGUUACAGUACGCUGUUACAAUAUUCUAUCAAGAAGCUAGUGAAAGGUUUAUCAAUUCGUUGACUCAUAAACUUAAAGAAUUAUAUCCGUUGUAUCAAGAUUCAGCGCCGAUAAGUGGCAAUGAAGUAACCAUAAUAUACUACCCGGGACAAUUCAAUUACCGCGAACCUAUACCACUAUUGAUUACAUUUUUCGGAUUGUUUCUUUACGUGUAUUUCUCAGUAAGGAAAAUAGAAUUUAUCCGAUCAAAGUUUGGCUUGGCAGCGUGCGCCGUGGUUACUGUAGUCGGCAGUUUGUCCAUGUCUAUAGGAAUAUGUUUUUACUUUGGUUUUUCAUUGAGCCUACAAGGCAAAGAAAUCUUCCCAUACUUAGUGAUUAUCGUUGGCCUAGAGAAUAUUCUUGUUCUAACAAAAAGUGUGACGUCAACCGACUCGCGACUGGAUGUUAAAAUUCGACUCGCACAAGGUCUCAGUAAAGAAGGCUGGUCGAUCACUAAAAAUUUACUCACUGAAAUAACAAUACUCACAGUCAGUUUCUUCACCUUCGUACCAUUUAUACAGGAGUUCUCUAUAUUCAUGAUUGUCAGUCUCAUAUCUGAUUACUUCAUACAAAUGGUGUUUUUUGCGACGAUUCUGGGCAUUGAUGUACGUCGUAUGGAAUGUUUCCCGGAGAGAAACAACAAGUUACAUUUAAAGGAAUACUUCAACUCUAAUAACGUUUUGAAUUGGCGAUUCAAUGAUGGUUAUAAAGAAGAGAACAUUACGCCGCAGAAGAUAAAAAAGUCCAAAUCUCAUCCGAGGUUAAAUGGAUUAGCGCAUAACAGUCCGACCGAUGUUGUUGCUAAACGUAAUUCAAACGCGAGUAUACAAGAUCAUAGAGUGCCGAAAAGGAUACGUUUAGUAAAUAUGUGGGCUCGGACACGAUUCUUCCAACGCGCAUUCAUGGUUUGGAUGUUAGUGUGGAUAUCGAUGAUCGUCUACAAUUCUGGCAUUGUUGAUUAUUUUAUAACAACUGAAAAAGACAUUGAUAGCGCGAGACACGAUUAUGAAAGAAAUAAAGCGAAACAAGCAGUUUAUAUGACAUACAAUGAAAGUGAUCGACGUCCUUUAGUGUUCGCUACUAUGAUAGACACAGAAGAAGUUGGUAAAACUAUCGAUACAAAUGAUACAAUCUUUUUGAAGCAUUCACAACAUUCACGCCCCUGGUCGAGACUAUCAGCAUCGCAUUGGUCAGCGAUACUGUCACAGUACAAUGAGACAGUGGCGGGAAGGUACGCGGUAAUCUUGCCCCCAACGCUACUGAGCCAUCGAGUGAGCCCCGAACUGGCGACGGGGCUUCGCCACCCAGACGAACGGGAGCCCCCGCCGCUCCGAUGGCAAGCUUUAGCCGCCGCCUUAGACCCCAUAGAUAUAUUACCUGAUUUCGAGCCAGCGGAAACAAAAAGUCAGGCGUACCAAUGGGGUAAGGCGACGGAUUUGCCUAUCUACCCUACAACGCCUAUGGAAAUCUUACUUCUUGCUAUAUUGUGUACUAUAAGCGUCGCUGUUAUCGCUUACAUGAUGGUUGUAUUAUACAGAUGUGUAUGUUCUCGACAUUACGCUGAAUGGAGAGCAUCUUGGAACGAAGAUGAGGAGUAUAGGAAAAUUAUUGCUAAACAACCGGCUGUACAGUUGGUAAUGGAAGCGGUGCCUCUGGUGGUUGCUGGUCACAGUCAGGAGGUGGAAUGUCUGGUGACGGACGGUGACACCGUCGUCAGUUCUUGUCUGCAGAGCAACAUCAAAGUGUGGGACUCUCAUAAUGGCGAGAUCAUCACGAACAUCGACCGCAAUGCGUUUUUCAAAUUACAAAAGGAACUACAUGAAAAGACAAAUCUAAAAAAAACUACACCGAAUGGAGCUUCUUAUGAUAUUUUACAAGUGACUCCGAAGCCUGAUAACAAAGCGCCGAAAACUAAUGAUAAUAUUCCACGACUUAAAGGUGGGUUGAGUAAUCAUCUAAGUGGAUUACGGUUCCGAGCUACAAGCGGAGAGUCGCCUUCGCACGUGUCGGCUGCAGAGACAACUAAAUACAACUUCGCUAAAUGCUACAAAGAUCUUUACUACAAUCGUCGAGAAGAAUAUUGCGAGACGAAAGAAAACGUCGACACAAACAAUUUAAGUGUGAACAAAAGUGAUUUGAGUGUUAAAGAUAGUGAUGUGAAUGAAAGUAUUUUUGUUUUCAACUCUAGUGCUGAAAGUUCAAACGUCUUAAGAAAUAGGCAUGAAAAUAAACAAACCAGACGAACUAGUAGUGAUGCGGGUCCAAUAACUGAGGAUGAUUGUAAAAACAGAGCGUUCAGUGAAUCUCCAGUGUGGUGUAUUGACUUUUGUAAUGACCUCAUUAUAUUAGGUUGUGCGGAUGGAAGACUUGAAUUCUGGGAAGCCAGUUCUGGUAAAUUAAUGUGUAUAUGGUGCGGGUCAGAGAGUAAAAGUGGGUGGGGCGGUGUGACGCACGUGCGUGCGCUAAGCGGCGGUCGGCGAGUAUGCGCCGCCUCUCUCAGCGGUCAUCUCACGUUACUGCGACUCGACGCUUACAAUGUUACCUCCGGUGCUCACGUCGAUUGGAGAUUCAGCACCGCGUAUAGAAGAACUCACAAGCGCACCGGGUCAGCGGAUUCGAUGCGAAGUACGCGUGGCAUUGACUACGACGAAGGCCGCGCUAGGAUGAGUUUCUCAUAUGAAACGGAUUACAGUGAUGGUGAAGAAGUAGUGUGUAUUCGUAUUGCGCACUGUAGACCUCACCAGCAGCCAGUAACGGAGAUGCAUUCUGAAGGUGGUCGCAUAAUGACGGGCGCACAGGACCACGUUGUGAAGGUGUUUUCGAGUAAUGAACUGAGCCCGUUGUUCACACUGCACGGUCACUGCGGCCCUAUAACUAGUUGCUUCAUCGACCACGCCACGCCCACUAUCGCCGGCAGCGGAUCGCAAGAUGGAUUGUUGUGUGUGUGGGAUUUACAUACGGGUGCGUGCUUGUACAGCAUGCAGGCGCACGACGGCGCGGUGACGUCACUCGCGUACACCGCCUCGUACGUGGUAUCUGCGGGCGCGGACGAACGUCUCUGCAUAUGGGAUAGAUUCCAAGGUCAUAUGCUCAACUCCAUACAUAUCGGUCUGAACUACAUGAGUCGGAUGUUACCUCUAACACACACGAUGCUGGUGAUGGGUGACCGCAGUGGUCUUACUGUCUACGACCUCAGCAGCGGAGAUGUUAUACGAAGGGUAUUAUUAGGACAGAGCGAUGGCUGCAUAUUUGUUCGACAAAUAUUACCACUCAAAGACGCUAUAGUAUGCGAUUACGCGAACCAAUUGAGAAUAGUUCGCUUCCCUCUCGUUUCUAAGCUUUCUAACAAUAAGAAUGAAUGAUUCCAUAAAGUCAAUUAUUAACUUUAAAGGUAAUCGCUCAAUAGAACUACCUGGCAAUCGCUCUUUUUAUCUCUAACUCACUCACUCGUUGAUAGGCUUAACUUAUAUUCCACGCGUGAAAGCCUUGCUUAAAACACUACAAAUUGUCCAUAGGUGGAUUUAAUGUGCGAUAACCUUAAAAUAUAUUGGAUUUUUGAAUUUUGAUAUUAAAUUAUGCUAGAAGCUAAACUUCCUGGUACUAUAAAGUGCUUUAUUGUAAUCUAUGUACAAAAAAACUUAAAUUAUAUUAUAUGAUUUUAAUAUAGCUUUUCAUAUAUAUUUGUACAUGAAACAUGUAAUGGCAUAACAUGUUUAAAUUAUCUAACGUGAUAUCACAAGUUAUAUGUCAAUGAAGAGAAUAUUUUUGUAUUUUAUUGGAGUUCUAAAAGCGGUCUGACAUCGACGGUAUUUAUUCUAUAUAAGUGAGAAAUUACUUGUUAGAUUUCUAUUAAAUGUUACCAUUAUCUUAUAUAUAAAUUUAAAUUCUAACGAAAACGCUGGAUCGAAGAAUAAAUGCCUUACUUAGUAGUCGUUAACUUCCACCUUUGUGGCUUCCAAAAUCGUCCAUUUUAAUAUUUAGAUCUUUAUUAAAUUGCCUCAAAUCCUGUCUGUGAAAAAUACUUUUGAUUCCUGUAGAUCUAUGUUAGAUCUACAACUUUAACCAAUCACUUAGUUUUUAGAAAUCACUAACACACACGGGUAUAUGGAAGCAGUCUUCUCGUAAUGUUUUAUACAAGUCACCGGACGUUCGUGAACACCGCCCAUUUUUAAUUUGCCUAGACAUUGUGAAGUAUCGCUAAAUAUAUAACAGCCUAUAUCGUUAGAAUGAAUCUUUAGUGUCGAAAAUAUAUAACAUUAAGAAUUAAUUCGUUUUGAUUUGCAAUUCACUGUUUACAACUUUUUUUAAGCAAAUUACAAACAAACGACUUUCUCGAUCGAUCGGUGAUAUUACAAUCUAAUGCCUACUUUAGCAUCACAAGAAACGGUAUGACAUAGUUGGACAAACAACUCGCAAAUCCUAUUUAUCUUAACUUACACUCGCUUUAAUUGAUUGUCAACCAGGGAUAUAAAACCAAAAAGGGUUUAAUUGAUUUUUUUAGAUGUAGUUUUAAAGGCAGCCUUGAGCAUUAAAUCAAUUUUAAACUCAAAAUACAUUUUUCUUAUAAGAUUUCUAUCGUUUAUGUUCUAUGAUUAAAAAGGUUAACAUAUGAAUGCUUCCAUUUACAAUUUUAGAUAACCGAUGGAUUUUAGGUUUUAUACCCCUGUAUUUUAUGUGACCCCUAGGUUCGUGAUAAUAUAAGAUAAAAUGUGGUAAAUUUAUUUAUUUUAUUCUUAAAAGUAUUAUGUGUGCAAAGAUACCAUGCUUUAAAUUUUAUUCCUGAUAUUUCUAAUACCUCCUCGCUAUUAUUUGUAUCUUUUUGAACCGUGCUUUUUACCUUUCGAAUCACAAAUGUUGCUAUAUCUCUAAGUAUAUAAGAGGAAAUAUCUUCUGUUAAAAACCCCCAAUUUGCACAUGAUUCGUGGAUUCAUUUUAAUUUUGGAUCCUGAAUACAAUAUAUUUUGCUUAUAACUAUGAGAUUUUUGAAUUGUUGCUUUACAAAAUAUACAUUAAAUGUAAUGUGUUAAUCAUCACAGCUUUUAAUAUAUAUUUUUUUAGUUCAGAAAUAGCUUCACAUUAAGUACAUAUAUUAAAGUAAAUUUAAAACACGGUAACAAAUUGGCAAGCAUCAUUAAAUUACCACAAAGUAACGUUAAAUUAUUUCAUUAGGUAAUGUAAGGAGUUAUUUAUUUUAAUAGUUAUUAAUGUUAUGUAAUCAAUUGUCCUAUGAAUUUUUCCAAACAUCCAUUCCUAUAUCCUUUCAGAUUCCAUUUCA